Messenger RNA from Formica exsecta, 3265 nucleotides. It is a transcript of the gene Imp, whose product is annotated as insulin-like growth factor 2 mRNA-binding protein 1. The coding region runs from base 571 to 2304 and encodes 577 amino acids. Gene Ontology annotation, biological process: nervous system development; regulation of gene expression. Lineage: Eukaryota; Metazoa; Arthropoda; Insecta; Hymenoptera; Formicidae. Gene Ontology annotation, molecular function: mRNA 3'-UTR binding. Gene Ontology annotation, cellular component: nucleus; cytoplasm; cytosol. The record is from RefSeq and is a predicted model, not a curated record. The transcript has 8 exons.
CGACAACGAGUGAACGCGCGCGCGCUCGAUUACGUUUCGACUUCGCGACUCUCGCGACGCGUACGUCAUCGUGGACCGCCUCUUCAAGACAGGAGAGAGCCGAACGCGAUCGAGAGGAUCGGCGCCGCUGGAUCAGGUGUGUGAUAGAAAGUCUUAAAAUUUUUAAACGAUACGUAGUAGAAACUAACUCUCUUUGUCAGUUAAUUUGACAGAGGACAAAGGCAUAAAUUUGGCUUUUUUCGCGCGAAUUCUUUUCAUCUCAUUCUGACAUUACGUGCUAUUUUUUAUUCUCGCGGAUUUAUCCCGACUAGUUUCGUAUUAAAAUUUCGCGAGCUUUUCUCGGAUACUCGGGAACGCGGUGCGAAACACGUGGUGCGCAGCUUUUUGUUUGUGAAUUGACUCACGAAGUACAUGAGUGGGUGAAAGAGAAGAGAAAGGGAGAGAAAGAAACAAAAUUCGCAAGGAUAGAAUCAUUUUUCGAUGUCCACAUCGCUAACGAGCACGGAGACGAAGUAGAAGGUCGACCAUCCGUUAGAAGCCGACGACGGCGAAUCUCUCGUUAGUGUCUCGAUGCGUCUUCCUGUGUUGUGGACGAAACCCAGCAGCGGCGUCGCCAAGGUUCUAGUGAGCAAUCUCCCGGCUCAGGCCCGAUUAGAAGAUAUCGACGCGCUGUUCUCCUCUUACGGCCAGGUACAGAACCUUGAGAAACUGUCGUCGCGGGAUCCAAACACGCAGACCUAUCUCGUCAGCUAUGAGACGCAGGAACAAGUACAGCAUGCUGUGAACCAAUUGAAUGGCUACGAUUUCGACGGCAAUCCGUUGAAAGUGGAGAUGUCCUCGGCGGAGGGCCGACGAAGGGGCCGCAGCCAGCGCAGCGGCGGCGUCGCUUUCUCCGGAUUGCCGGGUUCCGGUCGACAGACCGAUUUUCCGCUACGUAUCCUCGUCCAGUCGGAUAUGGUGGGUGCGAUAAUCGGCCGGCAGGGGUCUACGAUACGGCAGAUUACACAGGUGUCCCGCGCCCGGGUCGACGUUCACCGCAAGGACAACGUCGGUUCGCUGGAGAAGGCCAUUACCAUCUACGGCAAUCCCGAGAAUUGCACAAACGCCUGCAAGAAGAUUCUAGAUGUCAUGCAGCAGGAGGCGACGUCUACGAAUAAGGGGUACGACGACGUCGCGAGUCGCGUUGAUACUCCCAAAAUGGAAUCUGAGAUCACCCUGAAGAUUCUUGCGCACAAUAAUCUCAUCGGCCGAAUUAUCGGGAAGGGCGGUAACACGAUCAAAAGAAUUAUGCAGGACACCGAUUCCAAAAUAACCGUCAGCAGUAUCAACGAUAUCAAUAGCUUUAAUCUCGAGCGCAUCAUUACAGUUAAGGGAACAAUUGAUAACAUGAGCAAAGCCGAGUCCAUGAUCUCCAGCAAACUGCGCCAGAGUUAUGAGAAUGAUCUGCAAGCUAUGGCUCCCCAAAGCAUGAUGUUCCCCGGUCUGCAUCCGAUGGCCAUGAUGUCCACUGCCGGCAUGGGCUACAGCUCCCGUGGACCCGGCCUCUAUGGCUCAGGACCCGCCCCGUAUCCCUACCAGGGCAGCUUGCCUACUCAACAGGGCGUCCCCGCUAGCGACACUCAGGAGACGACCUUCCUAUACAUUCCCAACAAUAGUGUCGGCGCCAUCAUCGGCACCAAAGGCUCCCACAUUCGUAAUAUUAUUAGGUUCUCUGGAGCUAGCGUGAAGAUCGCUCCUCUCGAACAGGACAAGCCGGCCGAACAACAAACCGAAAGAAAGGUCACUAUCAUCGGCUCUCCAGAAUCUCAGUGGAAGGCCCAGUACUUGAUCUUUGAGAAGAUGCGGGAGGAAGGAUAUGUCGCCGGCACUGAAGACGUUAGGCUAACCAUUGAGAUUCUUGUGCCCAGCACCCAGGUCGGUCGUAUCAUCGGCAAAGGCGGUCAAAACGUUAGAGAAUUGCAACGCGUGACUGGCAGCGUCAUUAAACUGUCGGAGCAACAAGCUACUCCUCCUUCAGCUGAGGAAGAGACCACCGUCCAUAUCAUUGGCCCCUUCUUCUCCGUUCAGUCGGCCCAGAGAAGAAUCCGUGCCAUGGUCCUGCAAUCAGGCACGCCUGGCGGAACUGGCGGAACUGGCUCACGUGCCGGACGCGGUAGCAGCCAGGAAGGCGCCUCCCGUUCUAAGAGAGACGGCAGCGCCACUUCUCAAAGCGGUGUGACGUCGCAGCCCAGCUCCCAGCAGCAAUCGAGCGGUUCACCAUCUAGCCAGCAGCAGCAGCCGCCACAAUCGCCGCAAAGCCAGUAACGUCGAUGACAUCCACAUUGACGCGGACCGACGCCUAUCCGUUUUAUUCGCCGGAGUGGCCUCGUCAUCGCUUUGACAUUCUCUCUCGUCGAGAGGCCGAGCUUAUCACGACCACCUCCUCCUCUCGCGAGGCAUGAAAUCCUCCCCGGCGGGGGAGAGCUUUGAACGCUUGACGCGCAGAUUGUGACGGGAAGACGCGCUCUAAGAGUUAACUCGACAUCAUCUCGAGAUUCAGCAGCGAUUUUCGCGAGCUUUGACUCUGCAAAUUAAUUCUCAAAAAUUUCGGUUUUUUGCGAGCGCGAUUUGAGAGUUACAAUACAAGGUAACCGAAAUUUUCUGAAAAUUAAAUUGUAGGGCCUGGCGAGUUCGGUGGAGAGUUAAUUCUGAGAAUUCGCGAACAAGGAUUCCAAUUUCGAAGAAUCCAAAACUCAAUUGUAAAUGUCAGUCAACGAGGCUUUCCGUUCGGUUCGGACACGCGCGUCUAUUGUGAUCGACCUCGACCUUAAUCGUGAGCGAACAAUGUUAUCUUCCGCGUUACCUUCUGGACGUCCCGUCGCUAACGCAAAUGUUGUACGAAAUCGAUUCGCAUUGGCGAAGUUCGGCUGGAAAUCGCGAUUUUCCGGUCGCGACUCCGACGCAAAAUCUGGAAUGGUAACGAAGGAUCGAGCGAAAACGAAAGCGUACUCUCUGCAACCGAACGGAAGAAAGCCAAAGCGUACUAAUCUAAACUGGUUAUGUCCAGUCAGAUACACUGCCGGUACUCGAUCGUUCUCGUUGACAAGGAAUUAUCGUGUCGUUUUCCCCUUCGCUCUACGCGUCGCGUCUACAUCCCGCGACAACGACAAAGCGACACGUGCAACCGCGCACGACCCAAUUUCGCAGCGCUAUAACGAAACCACCGCCGCCGAUGAAAUAGGAUACGACGAUAUGAGAGAAUAAACUGAUAAGGCAAAAAAAAAAA